AUGGAUCCACCUGCGAGCCAGCGAAGUCUCCCGCCGCAGCCGCAGCCGGUGUCCAACCUCGACGCCAUGUGCGUUUUGGGAGGCGUCGGCUGUUGGUACUUCGCGCGUGAGCAGCUGGGAGAGGCGUGGCUUCUUCGAAUCGGCCCCAACAUACCGGUGCGGCUCCUGGGGGCCGCGCUGAUGGCUUCCAGCGUCUCGUUGAGGAUUUCCGCCAUGGAGUCCUUCCGCCAGCGCAAGACGCCGCUAAGCCACAAGCAGGAGUCGAAGGUGCUGGUGACAGAGGGACCGUUCGCUUGGUCCAGACACCCCAUGUACUUGAGCAUGAUGGGCAACAUCAGUUCGGUCGGCCUGAUGAUGAACUCCUGGUGGGGCGUCGCUGCCUGUCUGCCCUUCGCCGCCUACGUCCACUGCUGCGUCAUACCGGGAGAAGAGGCCUACCUUCGCGAACGCUUCGAGGGCUACCAAGACUAUGCCGACCGGACCCCAAAGUGGCUGCUGCUGUAG
Molecule: messenger RNA, 504 nt
Organism: Symbiodinium sp. CCMP2592
Lineage: Eukaryota; Dinophyceae; Suessiales; Symbiodiniaceae
Source: the annotation of a GenBank genome assembly